Molecule: messenger RNA, 612 nt
Organism: Helobdella robusta
Lineage: Eukaryota; Metazoa; Annelida; Clitellata; Rhynchobdellida; Glossiphoniidae
Exons: 2
Coding region: 1-612 (203 amino acids)
Molecular function (GO): sequence-specific DNA binding
Source: RefSeq, a predicted model, not a curated record
AUGUUAGAAGAUGAAAAAGAUUUUUUUUCAGCAGAUAUCAUUAUGCUACCACCUGAUGAUCCCAACUGUUCAGAUCAAGAUAGUGGUCCUGAGGAUGGGGAAGGAAUUAUUGACAAUUUAUCAAAAACUUUAUUGAAUUCAAAUGCUGAAGCAUUAAUUUCCAACAUUGAGGCAGGCAAAGAAAUGCUUCAGAAAGAAGAAAUUGAUAUGCAAAUACAAACACCAUUAAAAAAAAGAGUGAAAAAAAGUAUAUCAAUUGAAAGAAAUUGGAAGAAGAGUGACAUUUUGAAUGUAGAACCCAUACCAGUGUUUUCUGAAAAUAGAGAAUUUGAGAAUUCAUCUCCUCACACUCUGUUUAAAUUAUUUUUUGAUGAUGAAAUAAUCAAAUUCAUCACUGACAUGUCUAAUUUAUAUGCUAAAGAUCUGAAAAGAAUAUCAGUAAACCGUAACGUUGAAAAUGAAAUAAAAUUUGAUGGAAAAGACCAUUUCAUUGGAAAAAUUUCGGAUGGACGAAAAAGAUGUAAAUUGUGCCACAAGAAAGUAUCAAAGAAAUGUUUAAAAUGUGAUGUUGCCCUACACUUGGAAUGCUUUGAACAUUUUCACAGGAAAUGA